Panicum virgatum (switchgrass) is the source of this 1958-nucleotide messenger RNA. RefSeq names its product 39S ribosomal protein L45, mitochondrial-like. The record is from RefSeq and is a predicted model, not a curated record. Bases 705 to 1637 code for a protein of 310 amino acids. The transcript has 12 exons. Gene Ontology annotation, cellular component: mitochondrion. NCBI's taxonomy places the organism in Eukaryota, Viridiplantae, Streptophyta, Magnoliopsida, Poales, Poaceae.
AUUCACUAUUUUGGUUUUGUAUUUGGGUGAGUUUUGAAAGAUCAUUUUAAAGCACACCACACAUAAGCUAUACAACUGUUUACUGAUAAAAUAUGCUCAUAAUAUAUAUAUAGUUUCAUCUAAACAUUCAUUGCACAUUUAAACAUUUGUUAUUGUCUUUUAAUGUUUUCAACCAAGUGUUGGCAAGAUGAUAUAUAAAAAAGAGCAAAUGACUUCGCUAAAAUUUCGGUAACUAUUGCCAACUAAAAGUAAAGGAUGAUAAAAACGUAAGAGUUUGUCAGGUAAGUGUAGAGUGUAGACCAUCUAAUUUUCCUUUAGACAAGAUUAAUAUGACAUGUUUUUUAUAAAUAUAAAAGUUUUGCAUAGUUUUAUUGCCAUGAUCAAGAUAAAAUCAUCAAUAUAUAAAUUGCGACUAAUCACAAACCAAAUAUUAGUUUAACAAUAUAAGCUAUAGGUUUAUUAAUCAUACAAUAUUAAAUUAAAUUAUAUUAGUUAUAUGAAUUGCUAAGACGAGACUCCAUUAGUAUUAUAUAAUUGGAUCUCACCCGUCCAAUGAGAAAUCUAAGGGCCGAAAUCAAUGGAGACCAUCACAAGUGAUUUUGGUCUGUUCAUUUCCUCCCGUCAGCAGUCUCCCCUAAAACCCUCGCCGUCGAGCUCCCGGCUCCGCCGCCGUCGCCAUCGCCGUCCGGUAAGACAAUUGAGUGAUGGCUUUGGCUCGCCUCGGGCAGUCUCUUGCCCGCCUCCCCCAGCGCCCUCUCUACCUCCCUCCGACGCCGCCGCUCCUCCUCAAAGAUUACCAUGCCUCCGUUGUACGAUCCUUAGCUGAGACCCACACAGGCGCAUGCUUAAGAGGUUUUGCAAGCCUGACAUACAAUGCCAGCAGCAUGAUUGGCCACAAGCUUGGCGGGCCAUCGCCAGUCCACAUUGUGAAGGCUCUGGAUCUUUUUGUCCAUCUGGAUCAUACUAGACUGAUGUCAACAGCAGCAGCAUCACAGCAAAACUUGCCGUCUGCUGGUGCCCGAAAGGUUAGUCGGAAGAUUGUCAUGAUGAGUCCUGGUUUUGUAUAUGAGCCGUACAGCCCUCGGGAGCGCAUUCCCUUCUGGAAAAGAUGGUUCACAUUAAGUGGCUGGAGAAGGACAAAGGAGGAUGUCAUUUUGGAGAUGAAGAACGCAUAUGCUGUAUCAAGGUUGAGGAAGAAAACUGGGUAUACCAAAAAGCAAUUCUAUGAUCAAGCAUUAAACAUAUACAAGGAGGUUAACACUCUAAUGGCACAUGGAGACGCGCCGGCACUCCGGAAAAUUCUGACAGAGAGGAUGCAUUCUACUAUAAAAAAUGAACUAAAGAGAAGGCAAUCCAAGUGGAGUUCUGUACAUUGGGAACUGGUGGAGCCUGCCGUGAGUAUCAGAACUUUGAGGGCUCGCAUGAUUGGCCUCGAUAAGAAAGACCUGGAUAAAGGUUUUGUACAGCUUACACUUGAGUUCGUCACCAAACAGAAAUUUGAAGCCUAUAAUUCAAAGGGUGAGGUUGUGUCUGGAGACAAGUCAAAGGAGGUACUCGUGAAAGACAUAUGGGUGUUUGAGAGAUCACUUUUUCAUCCUGGAGCAUAUUGGCGUGUAUGCGGAAGGAUUACUCUGUAAUAGUAUCUGUUUGGCAAGGACAUUUCCGUUCUGAAUGAGCUGAACGGAUCAUUUUGGUUGCACAAAUGGUUCUCAAUAAAUUUUUGCCCUAAGCUAUUAUUUCUCUCCAGUCUAACUGAUGUCUAACAGGAUCGUCAGACACAGAUAUAGUGGUAGUCUUUAUAUUUUGUUCUCUUUCUUUAUGAUUUUACUAGCAUAAAACAGUGUUGUCUUCACGCUUUUGUUAGAGAACUACCUUGGGUGCGCACUGACCCCUUUGAAAGGACCAUCCAAUGUAGCAACAAAGUUCGUGCAAUAUGAGGUGACGUUGUCACAAGUAAA